ACAAUCUUACGUUAGGUGCACCUUCCAAACCCUUGCUAGCAAGCCCUUGCUACUUAGCUAGAACUCCUCGGUGCUGAUCAAUGGCGGCGGUGAAAUUGGAGGAAGUGAGAAGGGCACAGCGGGCGGUGGGUCUGGCGACCGUGCUGGCAAUCGGCACGGCCGUCCCGGCCAACUGCAUGUACCAGGCCACCUACCCGGACUACUAUUUCAGAGUCACCAAGAGCGAGCACCUCCCGGACCUCAAGGAGAAGUUCGAGAGGAUGUGCGAGAAGUCCACGAUCAGGAAGAGGCACAUGCACCUCACCGAAGAGAUCCUGACAAAGAACCCUAGCAUCUGCUCCCACAUGGAGCCGUCGCUGGACACGCGCCACGACAUUGUCGUCGUGGAGGUGCCCAAACUUGGGAAAGAGGCGGCAGAGAGGGCCAUCAAGGAGUGGGGCCAACCGCAGUCAAAGAUCACCCACGUUGUCUUCUGCACCACCUCCGGCGUGGACAUGCCAGGUGCCGACUACCAGUUGACGAGGCUGCUCGGCCUCUCGCCGACGGUCAAACGCCUCAUGAUGUACCAGCAAGGCUGCUUUGGUGGUGCCACGGUGCUCCGCAUGGCCAAAGACAUCGCCGAGAACAACCGCGACGCACGUGUGCUGGUGGUCUGCUCGGAGAUCACCGCCAUGGCAUUCCGUGGCCCCUCCAAGUCCCAUUUGGAUUCGUUGGUCGGACAUGCGCUCUUUGGCGAUGGCGCGGCCGCUGCCAUCAUCGGAGCUGACCCCGACGUGCCCUUCGAGAAGCCACUCUUCCAGCUGGUAUCAGCGAGCCAGACCAUCCUGCCCGACUCCGAGGGUGCCAUCAACGGCCACCUUACGGAGGCAGGGCUCACCAUCCACCUUCUCAAGGACGUGCCCGGGCUCAUCUCCAAGAACAUCGAGCAGGCGCUCGAGGACGCAUUCAAGCCUCUGGGCAUCCACGGCUGGAACUCCAUCUUCUGGAUUGCACACCCUGGCGGGCCGGCGAUCCUGGACAUGGUUGAGGAGAAAGUUGGCCUUGACAAGGAACGCAUGCGCGCGAGCCGAGAGGUCCUGUCGGAGUACGGCAAUAUGUCCAGCGCAUGUGUCCUCUUCGUCCUCGACGUGAUGCGUAAGACCUCUUCCCAGGAUGGCCAAGCAACCACUGGAGAGGGUAAGGAGUGGGGUGUCCUCUUCGGCUUUGGCCCCGGCCUCACCGUCGAGACACUCGUCCUCUACAGCGUCCCAUUGGCAACCAUUGCAUGAUCGAUCAGCAAACCACACUUUAUUAUUUAUUCGCCAACAACAUAAAAUCACCAGUACUACAAGUGGUUACGAGAGCGACGGUGUGAUGGCUGUUCUGAGUUUCCUUUAUCCCUGGUUUUUCACUUUUUGUUGUGUUUCUGCUGUAAGAAUUGAUAUGCGU
Molecule: messenger RNA, 1428 nt
Organism: Triticum aestivum (bread wheat)
Lineage: Eukaryota; Viridiplantae; Streptophyta; Magnoliopsida; Poales; Poaceae
Product: chalcone synthase 2-like
Exons: 1
Coding region: 81-1268 (395 amino acids)
Biological process (GO): polyketide biosynthetic process
Molecular function (GO): acyltransferase activity, transferring groups other than amino-acyl groups
Source: RefSeq, a predicted model, not a curated record